Trichoderma atroviride IMI 206040 is the source of this 1680-nucleotide messenger RNA. RefSeq lists its product as uncharacterized. Gene Ontology annotation, molecular function: ATP binding; ATP-dependent protein folding chaperone. Gene Ontology annotation, biological process: protein folding. Lineage: Eukaryota; Fungi; Ascomycota; Sordariomycetes; Hypocreales; Hypocreaceae. Gene Ontology annotation, cellular component: nucleus; cytosol. The record is from RefSeq and is a predicted model, not a curated record.
AUGUCUGAGAGCAACGGCGUCAAGGCCGGCGUCGAGCCCGGUGACCGAGUCGCCAUUGGCAUCACCUUUGGCAACUCCAACAGCUCCAUUGCCUUUACUGUCGACGACAAGGCCGAGGUCAUUGCCAACGAGGAUGGUGACCGACAGAUUCCCACCACUCUCUCCUACGUCGACGGCGAUGAGUACUACGGCACCCAGGCCAAGGCCUUCCUGGUCCGCAACCCGACCAACACCGUUGCCUACUUCAAGGACUUUCUAGGCCAAGAAUUCAAGUCAAUCGACCCCACACACUGCCACGCCGCUGCCCACCCUCAAGACGUCUCUGGCGCCGUCUCCUUCACCGUCAAGGACAAGGCCGGCGAGGAGGCUGAGGCCUCGACCAUCUCCGUGUCCGAGGCUGCCACCCGAUACCUGCGCCGUCUCGUCGGCUCUGCCUCCGACUACCUGGGCAAAAAGGUCACUUCCGCCGUCAUCACCGUCCCCACAAACUUCUCCGAGAAGCAGCGCGAGGCUCUGAUCAAGGCCGCCAACGACGCCGACCUCGAGGUCCUGCAGCUCAUCUCCGACCCCGUUGCCGCGGUUCUGGCUUACGAUGCCCGUCCCGAGGCAAAGGUCGAGGACAAGAUUGUUGUCGUUGCCGACCUCGGUGGCACCCGCUCCGACGUGGCCGUUGUUGCCUCAAGAGGCGGCAUCUACACCAUCCUCGCCACCGCCCACGACUACGAGUUCUCCGGUGUCCACCUGGACGAGGCCCUGAUGGACUACUUCGCCAAGGAAUUCAUCAAGAAGCACAACGUCGACCCGCGAUCAAACGCAAAGAGCCUGGCCAAGCUCCGACAAGAGGCCGAGGCCACCAAGAAGGCUCUCAGCCUGGGCUCCAACGCCCAGUUCAGCGUCGAGAGCUUGGCUGACGGCUUCGACUUCUCCGCCACCCUCAACCGCACCCGAUACGAGAUGGUUGCCCGCAAGAUCUUCGAGGGCUUCAACCGCCUGGUCGAGAGCGUCAUCAAAAAGGCCGAGCUCGACGUCCUCGACGUCGACGAGGUCAUCAUGUGCGGCGGCACCUCCCACACCCCCCGCAUCGCCUCAAACUUCCAGUCCAUCUUCCCCGAGUCGACCAAGAUCCUGGCCCCUGCCACCAGCGCCACCGCCAUCAACCCCUCUGACCUGCAGGCCCGCGGUGCCGCCCUCCAGGCCUCCCUGAUCCAGGAGUACGAGGCCGCCGACAUUGAGCAGUCCACCCACCCUGCCGUCACCACCGUCAAGCACAUCUCCAACGCCAUUGGUGUCGUCACCAAGAGCGCCGACGGCGAGGACGUCUUCACCCCCGUCAUGCAGGCCGAGACCGCCGUUCCCGCCCGCCGCACCGUCCACAUCGCCGCCACUGGCGAUGUCCUGAUCAAGGUUGUCGAGGGUGGCACCCACAUCAAGGUCACCAAGCCCGAGCCCAAGGCCAAGGAGGAGAAGGAGGAUGAGGACGACUCCGACUUUGACGACGAUGACGAAGAGGAGGAGAAGCGUGAGAAGAUUUGGAAGAUUGGCGAGGCUCUUGCCGAGGCUGCCAUCAAGGGUGUUGGCAAGGACGGAAAGGUUGAGGUCACCAUCAACGUCGCUGCCGAUCUCAGCGUGACUGUUACUGCCAGAGAAGUCGGUGGCAAGGGUGGUGUCAGGGGUAACAUU